Molecule: messenger RNA, 219 nt
Organism: Entrophospora sp. SA101
Lineage: Eukaryota; Fungi; Glomeromycota; Glomeromycetes; Entrophosporales; Entrophosporaceae
Source: the annotation of a GenBank genome assembly
AUUUAAAUGAAAAUGUAAAAUAUGAUUAUGGUAUUGAUGAAAUAGAAGGAUUAUAUGAGCCAUUGGUCAUGCAAUUAAAAAUGAUCAAUUCAACAGAUGAAUGGCCAGAUUUUUAUAUACCAUCACCACCAGCAUUUUGUGAGAUUAAUUUUGAGGAGGAAACAGAUAAAACAGCAGCAAAUUUUCAAAAUAUUUUCAUAGAAUAUUUUUUUAAUAAAG